Messenger RNA from Entelurus aequoreus (snake pipefish), 2223 nucleotides. It is a transcript of the gene ccm2l, whose product is annotated as CCM2 like scaffold protein. The transcript has 11 exons. The coding region runs from base 154 to 1992 and encodes 612 amino acids. The record is from RefSeq and is a predicted model, not a curated record. Lineage: Eukaryota; Metazoa; Chordata; Actinopteri; Syngnathiformes; Syngnathidae. Gene Ontology annotation, biological process: heart morphogenesis.
ACCAAUCAGUGUAGAGAGGCAAAACAACCAGGUUGCAGAUGCUGAAGUACAGAUGGAUAUAAAACUACUACAAAGAAAUGGUCAAAGUGGGUCACAAGACAGCUGUGACAAGACUUAGCUGACCCAGGAUCAGACAAACACAGGGAGACCACAAUGGAUUAUGAACCCAAGAAGUCCAAAAAGGGUUUUGUCUCUCCCAUUAAACGAUUGGUUUGGUCCAAAGCGAGUCGCAGGCCCGUUGAACGAGGCAGCGUUUACCGACGUCCUUUGCACACUGUCCCCCUCUACCCUCCUGACUUCCUCAUCCACCCUGAGAGACUCAUCUUUGACUAUGUGGAAAAGGAGGUCAAGUUCCUUGGUCACCUAACGUGGGUGUCAGUUUCUCUGAACCCGUCCAGUCGAGAUGAACUGCUGCAACUGCUUGACACAGCAAGGCAGUUGAGAGUUCUGCCUUUAAAGACCAGCAUGGACCAAGACUGUAUCCUGAGUCUGUCGGCUCGCUGCUUGUUGCUCACGUGGCGAGACAAUGAGAAGCUGCUGAUGAGAAUUCCCACUCAUGAGAUUGCUGCGGCCUCCUACCUGAGAGAUGAUGCGCUUCACUUGCUGGUCCUCAAGACAGGUCUAAAUGUGGACACUGUAGUUGCCGGGGACAACAGUCUGGAUCGAAAGAAUCCAACAGGCAUUGAUGGCCGACGUCAAACCAUGAGCUGCAAUGCUGACCCACGGCCAUCGGGGGGUACGAUGGAACGACGACACACCAUUUGUGGAGUGGAUUGGAGGCCCUCGCUGUCUAGGAGUAACCAUGACAAAAACCAGAAUUUGGACAGAGGCGGGGGGUGUGACAGGGGAGGGGUAGGAGGAACAGGAGGAAGUGGGGGGAGUUUGGAAAGGAAGCGAGCAGGAGGGAGCUGGGAGAGGAGGCAACCGACGCGCAAGACAGGUGGAAGCUGGGAGAGCCGCCGGCCGAGGCCAGUGAGCGGUGUGGGGCCCGUAGUGGGAGGCAGCUGGGAGGGGCGACAUGGAGGAAGUGGAGGAGGAAGCUGGGAGAGGCGGCAUGGAGGAAGCGGUGGAGGAAGCUGGGAAAGACGGCAGGCUUGUACGGGCAGUUGGGAGAGAGGUAAGAGCUACGGCAGCUGGGAGAGAAGGAACCACAAUCCACUGGAGCCGACACCCUGCCCUGAUGCCUACUGCAACCUGGUCAUCCUAGCUGUGGAGAACCGAGAUGCGGCAGAGGAGUACUGUUCUCUUAUCUGCCAGAUGUUCCAAAUCAUUUACGGCCAUCAGACCAUUGAGUGCGUUGACAGAGCUGGGUUCCAUCAUACUAUGCCGGACUGCUAUUGGCUGCAGAGAAGUGACAGCUGUCUGACAGACACAUCCUACAGUUAUGAUCCAGAGUACAGCUGUUGCAGCUCAUAUGAUGGAUCCCAGGACGCAUUUGAGCUUUACUACAGUGAGACGUACAGCGAAAGUUCGUCCCUGUCACUGCAGGAAUCCCACCGCAGUCUGGUAUCCGCCACCGACGUGGGGGAGAGCAACCCCACCCUGACGCUCAUGCAGGAGUACAUGACCACGCUCAGGAACAAGCUGAAUGCUGUGGAGUUGCAGCGCUUUGCAGUCUUGCUGAGAGAAUACAGACUGGGGUCAAACAUAGAACAUUUCUGCUCCGAGCUGCUGCAGUUGUAUGGAGACAACCGCAAGUUUCUGCUCAUGGGAAUGCGCCCGUUUAUACCAGACAAGGAUGUCGGAGUAUUUGAAAACUUCCUGGAAAGUAUUGGAAUCCGCGAGGGUGGAAUUUUGACUGACAGCUUCGGACGCAUCAAACGCAGCAUGAGCAACACAUCGGCCACCGCCAUGAGAGGGUAUGACAGCUGCUCUCUGGCCUCAGGAUCUCAGGAGUUCAACCGCCGCAUCAGUGACAUCACACAUGACAUCCAGGCCCUUGGCUUUGAAAACGCACAUGGGGACAUUGAGGAGGAGGACUAUUACCUCUAAGUAAACUGGCUUCCUGUAUAACAUCACAUUAUGAGACUUGAUUUGAUUUAAUUUUUAUUAAGGAUCCCCAUUAGCUGGUUGCCACAACAACCCACUAGUCUUCCUGGGGUCCACAAACUCAAUACAAUUACAAGUUAAAGCAUAAAUUUGAACUCAUCAUGUCAGCAAAUUCCCAAUUUGUAUACAGAACAGCAAAUAUGUAUAAUAAAUGUUAUUCUAUAUUUCCCUUGU